Molecule: messenger RNA, 1742 nt
Organism: Somion occarium
Lineage: Eukaryota; Fungi; Basidiomycota; Agaricomycetes; Polyporales; Cerrenaceae
Source: the annotation of a GenBank genome assembly
AUCGUGAUGGUUCUGGUACGCGUCCAUCUUUGAUGCCACCAACAUCUCAACAACGACUCUGGACCAACUUCAUUUCCUUUGUUUUUCGGUUCUCCAGGUUUCUAUAGGGCCGCUUCAAUGUUGUCUGUCACAGAUUCGCAAACCGAAAACCCUUCCGAGGUCGUAACGAGCAAUGUACCGCCUACUGAUGAUCCUGAGAACGGAUCGGUGGAAGCGACUAUCACUGAGACAAUUAUGGUUGUAGAAGAGACAAACCUUCCAGACCCCGAACUCGCGAAUGAGCAAUGGAUCAAACUCAACUUUGCUUGGUCAGGCAAGCCAUAUUCUUUGAGCAUGGCAGAAUCUGACAGAGUCUUCGACCUGAAAGCGGCACUUCAAGAGCAGACCAAUGUGCCGCCAGAACGUCAGAAGAUCCUGGGCCUUGUGAAGGGGAAGCUCCCCUCAGAUGAAGUAACUAUUCGUGACCUGAAGCUUUCCAUUGGGAAGAAGUUUACGCUUAUCGGCACUCCUGAAGGGCAUGAAAUAAAGGACCCUUCUCAGCUUGAAUUUCUUCCUGACGUGGUCAAUGAUCUGGAUAUCGACUUCAGCUCGGAUCCUAAGGCAGCCAAGUCAUACCAGAACGACCAGAGGAAUAUCCGCAAAGUCAAGGAGCAUACCGAGAGACUGAAGGUCAAUAUCAUACAUCCAUUACGAGAAGGCAAACGACUACUGGUUCUUGACAUCGACUAUACUAUUUUGGAUACGAAGCCCCUGACGUCUGGUGCCCUUCCUCCUCAUGAGUGUGCACGACCCCGUCUUCACGAAUUCCUGGAGGCCGUCUAUGAACACUAUGAUAUUUGCAUAUGGUCACAAACAAGUUGGAUCUGGCUCGAGACGAAACUUGUUGAACUAGGCAUGCUAGGGGGAACUCGAAACUAUCAGAUUUCAUUUGUUCUUGACAAGACAUGCAUGUUCACUGUAUUUUCUACCAGGGAAGGCAAACAGUAUAAACAUUCAGUAAAAGCCCUCCAGAUCAUCUGGAAUCACUUCCCACACUAUGGACCCCAUAAUACGAUACAUGUCGAUGACCUCGGUCGAAACUUCGCCUUAAACCCCAACCAAGGUUUGAAGAUAUCGGCUUUCAAAGAUGCACAUACCCCACCGGCCAUGGCUGACAGAGAGCUUGAGAAGGUUGCGCGGUACUUAGUGCACAUCGCCAAUACUCAUGGUGAUUUCACCAACGUUAACCACAAGGUCAGUUCUGAAGUUUCAGCGUAACGGUUUCGUUUCACAGAUUGCUCGUCGUACGUUACAGGACUGGAAACACGUCGCUCGUAUGUUGCCACCAAACUAGAGAAAAGCAACUAUCCGGCAGAUAUGGCUCGUGCUCUUUCGUGGCGGAACGCUAGAAAUCGUACCUCUGAGUUAUUGCAUGCAAGCAAAGCAAGGCAAUCACGCAUACCAUACCCUCACUAUUCUGCUAUGCUCACGGGCUUGUAAUAUACCUCAAUUGUUAUUGUAGCAUAUCCCGACCUUGAUUGCAUCGGUCAGGUCAGAACUGUAGUCUUGUUUUACUCACUUCUGACUUAAGAUUUCACCUCAAAUACCUUUCCCAAGAGAAGAAAGGCUAUUGCUUCACCUCGGAUAUUGGCAUUCAUGUUCUUCAGUCUCGUUGAAGUCUAUGCUCGAUGUGUUGUCAUUGGUCCCUAUGGGUCUUCUCAGCUAUCCCAAUUUGGUUGAACAGAAUCUAUUUGUAUCUUGCC